This is a messenger RNA of Rhinocladiella mackenziei CBS 650.93, 1293 nucleotides long. RefSeq lists its product as uncharacterized. Gene Ontology annotation, biological process: mitotic spindle organization. The transcript has a single exon. NCBI's taxonomy places the organism in Eukaryota, Fungi, Ascomycota, Eurotiomycetes, Chaetothyriales, Herpotrichiellaceae. Bases 1 to 1293 code for a protein of 430 amino acids. Gene Ontology annotation, molecular function: peptidyl-prolyl cis-trans isomerase activity; protein tyrosine phosphatase activator activity. Gene Ontology annotation, cellular component: nucleus; protein phosphatase type 2A complex; cytoplasm. The record is from RefSeq and is a predicted model, not a curated record.
AUGACUUCUUCUGAGAAAGCUCCUGCGAAUACGGUCACUGCUAGGCUAUCUCCCUCCUUGCCGAAAAGCAGCAAAUCCGAUGCCAUCCCAAAAUUGAUCCCUCGAUCUCACAGAAAACCUUCAAAUCCUCCCGGGUCGUCAGAGCCUCCUCCCGAAACACCUCCAUUACCGUCUCCUCCACCGCUGGACUCUGUCAAAUUCACGACUCCCGUCAAAUGUAUCCUGUCACCGUCGGACCACGAGAAAUUCCUUGCCUCUCCCACCCACACCUUGAUUCAAGCAUGGAUUUUCACGCUGGCAGAUUGCGUCCGAGGGGAACCCAUUUCUUCAAUCGAUCCCCAUCGUUUGUCGGCCGGAAUCCAGAGGCUUGAUGCAGUCCUGGACAUCCUCGAAAAGCGCGUUCAGCAAUAUCCUCCACUGGACACGGGGUCGAGAUUUGGCAACCCGGUCUUCCGCAGUUUCUACAAGGCUGUUGUACGUGAUGCUGAGCGGAUUCACAAAGAAGUGCUUGGUCUACAAAAUGAGGCUGCGAUACAGGAGAUCUCGGUAUAUCUAAUCAACUCAUUUGGAUCGGAGGAACGACUCGACUACGGCUCUGGUCAUGAGUUGAACUUCUUGAUGUGGUUGCUGUGCCUGCAUCAACUAAACGAGAUCCAUCGAGAUGAUUUUCCGUCGAUUGUCCUGCACACUUUCACUCGAUAUCUCAAUCUCAUGCGUAAGAUUCAGAGCACGUACUAUCUGGAGCCAGCAGGUAGUCACGGCGUUUGGGGUCUUGAUGACUAUCAAUUCCUACCAUUCUUGUUUGGCGCAAGCCAACUCAUCGGGCAUCCCUACAUUACUCCCAAAUCCAUUCACAACAAUGUCAUUUUGGAUGAAGAAGGCGACAAAUUCAUCUACCUCAAUCAAGUCCGAUGGGUGGAUAGUGUCAAAACCGUCAAAGGACUCCGCUGGCACAGCCCGAUGCUGGACGAUAUUUCGGGUGCAAAGAAUUGGCAGAAGGUGGAGGAUGGCAUGAGAAAGAUGUUCGUCAAGGAAGUGCUAGGCAAACUCCCGAUUAUGCAACACUUUCUAUUUGGAGGCUUGAUUCCCGGCGCUGAAGACAUGGGUCAACUGGACCCCGAAACGAUUCGGCUUCAGGCUGAAAGGAUGCAGCAUGUGAAGGAAUAUGGACAUGAACCUGACUAUUGGGGCGAUUGCUGUGGCAUCAAGGUUCCAAGUACAGUUGCAGCCGGAGAAGAGAUGCGAAAACGCAUGGGGACAUCGGGCGCACUACGCCCGAUACCUUUUGACUAG